AUGUCUUUAUCACAAUUAUCAGUUCUUUCUGCUCACACAGCUGUUUCUUUCGACGAUGGAGAUCUUCAAAAAUUGCAACCAACUCCACCAAUUUCAAUCUUCCUUGCAAUCGAUGAUCAAAAUCUGCCAAAUGCAGCCGAAUCUCGAAAUGUUUUCAAUUUCGAGAACAAAUUAUAUUUUGAAGUUGCUGAAGUGAUUGAGAUGGGAGUCAAACGUGUCUAUUUGAAUGUUUCAACUAUAAAUCCGGCUGAAUGGAAUAUUUUGGUUCAAAUGAGAAUCAAAACUGGAGGUGGAAAUAAUGCGAGCGGAUUGCAUGUGGUUGAUAAAGAUGUCUUCAAAUUCGACACUUUUUCAUAUCCUUUAAGUGUUGAAGUUCAAACAGAUGAGGUCAGAUUCAUCAAAUUCGAAAUGCGAGUUCUAAACUUCGUGAGUUUUGCAACUUUUUUCGUUUAAUAAAAACAAUUCUGAUUUUCUUUGCAGAUGCAUCUAGAACUCCCAAAAUUCAAUGAAGGAGAUGAAGUUAUUGAAUUUGAUAAUGGCUCAACAAUCCGCGUUCAUUCAAAUAUUCUAGGCCUUUUGUCUCAAUACAUGGGUAAAAAGAAAACUGGAGAAAUUUUUUAAUGUUAUUUUUUUUCAAAUUUCAGCAACAUCUGAGAAAAUUGCCGCUGAACGUCAAGCUAUGAUCAAAGCAACAUCGACUGAUAAAUCAGCCUUUCUCGAAUUAUUGUACCAAGUCUAUCCAACUCGUCGUCCAAUUUAUUCAUCUUUUCGUGCACUUUGUGCAGCGGCAGUUGGAUAUAAAUGUGAUCAAUUGAUCAAUAAAUUAUCGAUUCAUCUCAUUAAUUAUAAUCAUCGAGCUGUGAGUUUGCAUAGGGAUCUUUAGAAUUCUAGACUGCAUUAAAGUUUUUUCAAAAUAUUUCAGAUGACAUUUCAACAACGUUUCCAAGCAGCCAUUGAAAAUCGUUUGGAACCAGCAAUUCGCGAGUUGGCUUUUCGUGCAUCGAGAGAUGGAACUUGGAGCAGAAUGAUUUUGCAAGGUUUUGAACCGGAAAAUUUCUGCGGAAAAGAUGUUUAUACCAAAAUUGUUUGUCCAGCUGUCUUCCUUGGUAAAAAUGCGCCAGCCGAUGUAACAACUUUGACUGAAACAAAUGAUUAUCCAAACUUUUUGGAUAAAAAUGUAUGUUGCUAUGAUUAUAAAGCGAAGUCAUAUUUUUAAUAAUUUUCAGGAAAAUGAUACGAGCAAAUCUGUCAUCAUGUUCCGCGGCACUCCAUUUUACAUCAAUAGUGGACUUCUCACCGCCUAUGGUUCUUCACAAUUUUGUAUUGGUGCAAAUGGUGAAUUUGUUGCUAGAUAUACAACUGAUUUCCAACGUGAAUGUUCAAGAGAGAAUUUGUUGCCUGGUGAAGUUUUAUUGCAAUUACUUGCGUAUAUGCAUCCAUUUGGCGCGGUUCCAAAUUAUAAUAUGAUUCGAGCUUGUAUUGUAUUUGCACACGAUCACGGAUGGAAUGUUUUGAAAGAAAAUUUGGAGCAAGAAAUGGAGCCGCCAACAACAGCUGAUGAAUAUAUGUCACAAUUGGUUUUUGGCGAGAAAUAUGGGUUGAUGAAUUUGAUGAGAGUCAAUAUUCAAAGAGCUGAGUCAAGGUAUUAUUUUUUUUUAACCCAUAAAAAAUACUCAUAAAAUAUAUUUUCAGCUGCAAAGAUCUGGCAGAACAACUAGAACGUCACGGAGUUCUUCGUAGACUCUCUGAAAAAACUCACGAAUCAAUUAUGGAUCGAAUGUGUAGUGGAUGGGGAUUGAAUCCGCUUGUGAAUCGUCUUGCAACUCGAAUUCCAACAACAUUCAAUAAUCGUUUGGUCAAUCUUCAAAGAGGAAGAGCAAUUGUGAUUGGAGAAGGAAGAGCUAUCGAUACUUUGAACUCAAUUCAAUCUGAUUAUGCUUUUGGAGAAAUUAACGAAUUGGUUGUCGUUGAUUGA
Messenger RNA from Caenorhabditis angaria, 1975 nucleotides. The record is from the annotation of a GenBank genome assembly. NCBI's taxonomy places the organism in Eukaryota, Metazoa, Nematoda, Chromadorea, Rhabditida, Rhabditidae.